Alternaria viburni is the source of this 1188-nucleotide messenger RNA. RefSeq lists its product as uncharacterized. Lineage: Eukaryota; Fungi; Ascomycota; Dothideomycetes; Pleosporales; Pleosporaceae. The record is from RefSeq and is a predicted model, not a curated record. The transcript is spliced from 3 exons. Bases 1 to 1188 code for a protein of 395 amino acids.
AUGCGAAAGACGCGCACACUGAAAGACCUUGUGAGGGUAUGCAAAGAGCUCGGAGACACGAGUGACAAAUCGCAAUUGCUUGAUCGGUGGAAGACGGUGCGCAAGUGUGCUCAUCAUGACAGAUUGCGAUACAUUACACACGAUCUCGUGCUUGAGCUGGAGCAACUCUGUACAGAUCUCAAGACCCAAGGAGGAGCCUCCGGCCAAGUCCGGGAUCUUGCCAGAGAGCGGUAUUGGGAGGCCGAUUCGCCUCUAACAAGCAAAGAAAACCCACUAGAAGAAGAUGCGCCGGUGUCUCACUGGACCCCACUCCAACUCAAAAGCUGGGCUCUUUACUUGGAAUGUCAACUCCUGUUCGCCAGUUUCGGUGUAAGAAUCAGCCUUGUUCAAUACGAACAUCUCUCAAACAAAGGCGAAGAUAAGAUGGCUGCGUCGUUUUGGAUCGCUGUCAUGAAAAGACUCGAUACCCCUGGACGUCAUAAAUACCUGGGCUCUGCUGUGGAUGUUAUCGAUACCUAUUUUGGCGAUGACUGGGACUUAGCAUCAGAAGUCAGUGAUUCAGACGAUUUGGACUCUAAUUUUGACGACGACGACUACGCAUGGUUCGCAGGUUACAGACUCAGCCCAAACGUCGACAUCCCCAUAGCGCGUUUUACAUCACGCGUUUGUCUCGAGUUGAAGCGAAUGGCCCAGGUACCGCGCGGCAAUGUCAGAGCCUUUCCACUUGCUCUCAUAUUGCGCAUGGACGUUUUGGGAAGAGCGCGACUGAACUUGUUCAAGCGAUUCGUGCCGGUCGAUGAGAUAGACGCAUUCCUCCAAAUUCUACUGAGCCAGGAGCCCAGAGCCGAGCCGUAUCCAGAACGCCCGCUGGACUGUGCCCAUGCGUUUCUCUAUCUAAACUAUUUCAUCACGGGUGAAACAUUCGGUAUGAAUGCCCUCCAUUUCCAGGGACCUCUCAUCAAUGCCUUGUUACCACUCGUGUGGCGCGAUUUGCGGCGAGAGUAUCGACGGAAUCUCAACCUGGCUUUUGGUCGACGACUACCAGCUGAACUGUACGAGGAGAUACUAGAUCGCAUCGAAAAUGCGCAUGAUCUUCCCAAGGACCAAGCAGACUGGAAAGAAAAGUUGAAACUGAUGCAAAUCCACUGGGAUCCUUUGUCGAUUAAUGGUCAACCAUUCGAGUUCUGA